AUGGCUUGCGCCACGGCCUCCACCUUCACCUCGACCACCCUCAAGGGUGCCGUCGCGCUCCGCAAGUCGGAGCUCCUCGGGAACUCCGUCUCCGUCGCUUCCUCCAAGGCCAAGGCCGUCCGCGCCACGCCGGCCGUCUCCGCCAUGUACCAGGAUUCCGCGUACAACUUCCAAAACUUCAAGUUCCAGCCGAUCAAGGAGUCCAUCGUAGCACGCGAGAUGACGCGUCGGUACAUGACCGACAUGAUCACCUACGCGGACACCGACGUGGUCGUCGUCGGCGCGGGAUCCGCCGGCCUCUCCUGCGCGUACGAGCUGAGCAAGAACCCGAACGUCAACGUCGCCAUCAUCGAGCAGUCUGUGAGCCCCGGCGGUGGCGCGUGGCUCGGCGGACAGCUCUUCUCCGCCAUGGUGGUCCGCAAGCCCGCGCACCGCUUCCUCGACGAGCUCGAGAUCGCGUACGAUGAGGAGGAGGACUAUGUUGUGAUCAAGCACGCGGCGCUGUUCACGUCGACGAUUAUGAGCAAGCUGCUCGCGAGGCCUAACGUGAAGCUCUUCAAUGCCGUGUGCGCGGAGGACCUCAUUAUCAAGAACGGACGUGUUGGCGGUGUCGUCACCAACUGGGCUCUCGUCUCCAUGAACCACGACACACAGAGCUGCAUGGACCCCAAUGUCAUGGAGGCCAAGGUCGUGGUCUCAUCGUGCGGCCACGACGGCCCCUUCGGCGCCACCGGCGUGAAGCGUCUCAAGAGCAUCGGCCUGGUCGACAAGGUCCCCGGCAUGAAGUGCCUCGACAUGAACAUUGCUGAGGACGCGAUUGUGCGUUACACCCGCGAGGUGGUCCCCGGCAUGAUCGUCACCGGCAUGGAGGUCGCCGAGGUUGACGGCGCUCCCCGUAUGGGUCCGACCUUUGGAGCCAUGAUGGUUUCCGGGCAGAAGGCGGCUCACCUCGCCCUCAAGGCCCUCGGCCUACCCAAUGAGGUUGACGGUUCCGUGUCUGCUCUCUCUGCCCGUCCCGAGCUUGUUCUUGCUUCCUCCGAUGACACCCCUGCCUCUGCUUAA
Molecule: messenger RNA, 1062 nt
Organism: Closterium sp. Yama58-4
Lineage: Eukaryota; Viridiplantae; Streptophyta; Zygnematophyceae; Desmidiales; Closteriaceae
Source: the annotation of a GenBank genome assembly